Messenger RNA from Penicillium verhagenii, 1581 nucleotides. Its product is annotated as hexadecenal dehydrogenase. Gene Ontology annotation, cellular component: cytoplasm. NCBI's taxonomy places the organism in Eukaryota, Fungi, Ascomycota, Eurotiomycetes, Eurotiales, Aspergillaceae. Bases 1 to 1581 code for a protein of 526 amino acids. Gene Ontology annotation, molecular function: aldehyde dehydrogenase (NAD+) activity. Gene Ontology annotation, biological process: aldehyde metabolic process. The transcript has 5 exons. The record is from RefSeq and is a predicted model, not a curated record.
AUGGGUGUAACACUCCCCGAUCUGGAGUUCACUCCCGUUGAGGAGAUCCCCUCACGCGUCUCCACUGCCCGCAAGGCCUUUCUUGAACACAGAACUCGCGAUGUUGAGUUCCGUCUUGUCCAGCUGCGUAAGCUCUACUGGGCUAUCAAGGACAAUGAAGAAGAGAUCGCCGAAGCUUGCACCCUGGAUUUGAACAAGCCGCGCUUCGAGGUCGAGCUUGCUGAAACCGGAUGGUUGUUGAAUGACAUUGUCUUCACCACCCGCAACUUGGAAAGCUGGGUCAAGGAUGAAAAGGCUCAGGAUAUUGAGCUGACCUACAAGUUCAUGAACCCCAAGAUCCGAAAGGAUCCCCUUGGCUGUGUUUUGGUGAUCGGGCCCUUCAACUUCCCCUUCCAAUUGACUCUCGGCCCUGUCAUUGGUGCCAUCGCUGCUGGUAACACCGUCGUCAUCAAGCCUAGUGAGAGCGCCCCCCGCAGCGCUGCCCUGAUCCAGAAAAUCGUCGAGGCUAGUCUCGACCCCGCAUGCUACUCUAUCGUACAGGGUGGCGUCCCUGAAACACAGGCUCUAUUGGCCGAGCGCUGGGAUAAGAUCUUCUUCACAGGUAGCACCAAUGUUGGUCGCAUCGUCGCCAAGGCGGCUGCGCCGCACUUGACCCCCGUUGUGCUCGAGCUGGGUGGUAUCAAUCCCGCCUUCAUCACCAAGUCCGCCGAUCCCAGAUUGGUGGCCCGCCGUAUGCUCUGGGGUAAGCUCCUGAAUGCUGGUCAGGUCUGCACCUCGCAGAACUACCUGUUGGUGGACCAGGCAAUUGUCUCUCAAGUCGUGGAGGAAUUCAAGAUCGCGUACAAGGAGUUCUACCCCAAUGGCGCCAAGGGAUCUGCUGAUUUCUCUCGCAUUGUCAACGCGGCCUCUUUCCACCGCCUGAAGGCCAUGCUUGAUAACACCAAGGGCAAGAUUCUGAUGGGUGGUACUAUGGAUGAGAAGGAGCUUUUCAUGGACCUCACUGUUGUCCAAGUGGAUUCCAUUGAGGAUUCGCUAUGCACACAGGAGAGCUUUGGCCCAAUCCUUACCAUUCUUCCUUAUGAAAACCUCGAUGACGCCAUCAACCUGGCCAACGGUGUCCAGAGCACUCCUCUGGGUAUCUACCCCUUCGGCUCCAAGGCCGAUACCGACAAGAUCAUUUCAUCUACCCGUUCCGGCGGUGUCUCUGUUAACGACGCUGCCCUGCACAUCCCUACCCUUCCCUUCGGAGGUGUCGGCGAGAGUGGUCACGGCGCAUACCGUGGUCGUGCCAGCUUCGAUGUCUGGGUCCACCGCCGCACCAUCACCACUAGCCCCAGCUGGCUCGAAUCUAUCCUUGCCAUUCGUUACCCACCGUAUGAGGGCAAGAUGAAGAUCUUCAAGGCUGCCAGCGGAUUGGUGCCCGAUUUCGACCGCAGCGGUAGCAAGCUGACCUUCGGCUGGUUCCGCUUCUUCUUCCUGGGUGCUGGUAGUGCCAAGGGUGGUGCAGGCCGUGCUGCUACAGUCGCUGCCAUUGCCUACCUCGUGCUUAAGGUCCUGGAACGCCGAUCUUCGAAACUUUGA